CCAUUUCUUACAAUCGAUUUCUAAUUGCAACCGAAUCGAGUUAUACGUUCCAAUUUUCGGUUGAGCCGAAAAACCGAAAACCAUUUCUUACCCAACAACGGAAACAGCCACACCCAAACUUCACUCCGUAAGUCCAAACUCCAAAUCGCAGCUUCCUCCCCGUUUCCUUUUUAUCCCAGCAGAAAGGGGACUCGAGAUCCCGAUCAGCCCAACCCCCACCGCCCGUUGUCGACCGACCGAGUGAGCGACUCGGUACCUCACAGCGAUGGAUCCGGCGAGCACGCCACUCGGUAAAAUGCUCUUGGAGGAGAUCACUCCGGUGGUCAUGGUGCUCCGUACGGAUUCCGUCGAAGAAGCCUGCGUUAAGAACGGGCUUUCCUUCGUCGAAAUGCUCAGCCCCUUCUGUAACUUCAGCAAUAUCGACGUUCCUUUGCGCACGUCGAGUGAUCAGCCCUACAGGUUGCGCAAGUUCAAGCUGCGGCUGGUUUAUGAGUCGGAUGUCCACCAGCCAAAUGUGGAGGUAGCAAAGGAGCGAUUGAAGCAGGUAAUCACCAAGGCAGGGGAGAAAGAGAAUUCCGAGUUGUCCUCUGACCCACCUCAAGUCAGUAAUUUACUCGAUAGCUCCAAAUCUGAGCUUUUACCCUCGUGGUUUGAAUACCUUAACAAGGAGCUCAUACGGGCGGCCUCCUUCUCAGAGCAUGAAACCUUUGACCACCCUGUGGCAUGUCUUUUAGUUGUGUCAUCAAUGGACGAGCAGCCUAUUAACAGAUUUGUUGACCUCUUCAACACUAACAAGCUACCCUCACUUCUAAAUGAUGGUGCAAUGGAUCCGAAGAUCUUGAAGCAUUACUUAUUGGUGCAUGACAAUCACGAUGGGUCUUCAGAAAAGGCUUUGAAAAUCCUUUCAGAAAUGAAAAGUACAUUUGGUACAAAUGAGUGCCACUUACUUUGCAUUAAUUCUUCACAAGAUGCAACAAUGGAACACCAAGAUGAUCCCUGGGCUUCUUAUAAAAAUGAUGCUUCCCCUGUUCAGCACCUUGGUUGUUGCCUUGAUGUUGAUGAUACUAGCGCGUUAAAAGAUCUGAUGCAUGAGUUUUCAUCUAAAAAUGUGAUCCCAUAUAUGGAGCAAAAAGUUCGUAUACUUAAUCAGCAGGUAUCUGCUACAAGAAGGGGCUUUAGAAACCAAAUCAAGAACUUGUGGUGGAGAAAAGGAAAAGAUGACCCAAAUGAAAUGCCUAGUGGUUCCAUGUAUACCUUUAGCUCUAUCGAGUCACAGAUUAGAGUUCUGGGAGACCAUGCUUUCAUGUUGCACGAUUAUGAACUUGCAUUAGCCAACUAUUCCCUCAUAUCAACAGAUUAUAAACUUGAUAAGGCUUGGAAGCGCUAUGCGGGAGUGCAGGAAAUGAUGGCCCUUGCAUAUUUCCUUCUAGAUCAAUCAAGGAAGGAGGCAGAAUAUUGUAUGGAAAAUGCAUUUAACACUUAUCUGAAACUUGGGUCUUCAGGUCAGCAAAAUGCAACACGUUGUGGUCUUUGGUGGAUAGAAAUGUUAAAGACAAGAGAUCAGUAUAAAGAGGCGGCCUCAGUGUAUUUCCGCAUUUGUAGUGAGGAACUGUUACAUUCAGCUGUUAUGCUUGAGCAAGCAUCGUACUGCUACUUGUUCUCUAAACCACCCAUGCUAUACAAAUAUGGAUUUCAUCUUGUGCUUUCUGGUGAUCGCUAUAGGAAAACUGAUCAGGUUAAACAUGCAAUUCGCACAUACAGAAGUGCUCUCUCUGUUUAUAAGGAAACCACUUGGAGCUACAUCAGGGAUCAUGUUCAUUUCCAUAUCGGGCAGUGGUAUGCCCUUCUUGGUUUGCAUGAUUUGGCUGUGAAGCACAUGUUGCAAGUCCUGGCAUGUAGUCAUCAGUCUAAAGCAACUCAGGAGCUAUUCCUGCGGGACUUUGUCCAAAUCUUUCAGGAAGCAGGCAAGACAUUUGAGGUUCCAGGACUUCAGUUGCCUGUGAUUGACAUCUCAUCACUCAAGGUUGUUUUUGAAGACCAGCGGACCUACGCAUCAUAUCCUGCGGCCAGUGUCAAGGAAAGUUUGUGGCGAUCAUUAGAGGAGGAUUUGAUUCCCUCAUUGCCUGGUGCUAGGACUAACUGGCUGGAUGUGCAAACAAAGCUUAUGCCAAAGAGACUCAGAGAAUCAAAUGUCUGUGUGGCUGGAGAGGCAAUAAAGGUGGUUGUUGAAUUUACGAACCCACUGCAGGUCCCUAUCUCCAUCUCUAAUGUGUCUUUGAUAUGCGAGCUUUCACAAUCAGAGGAAGAUAAAUCUGACACGAAUGCCUCGACCUCUGAACUUGAAAAUGAUGAAGACCAUCAAAGGGUUGUGAUGUCUGACAGUGCUUCAGUUAUAUUGUCUGAGAUUGAUUACUCACUAGGCGGUGGUGAGAAGAAGUUGGUGGAACUGACAGUUACUCCUAAAAUGGAAGGCACACUAAAACUUGUUGGUGUCAGGUGGAAAUUUUCAGGGUGUGUUGUUGGGUUUUACACUUUUGAGUCCAUACUUUUGGUGAAGAAAAUCGCAAGGGGGAAGAGGAAAGCGAAGCAAUCACCUCUCAAUGAUCUGAAGUUUGUAGUAGUCAAGCCAGUACCAAAGCUUGAGGGUCACAUUCAUGCUUUUCCAGAAAAGGCACAUGCUGGACAUCUACAGCCUCUCAUUUUGGAGUUGAAGAACCAAUCAGACUGUUCUAUAAAGAAUCUCAAGAUGAAGAUAAGUCAUCCUAGAUUCCUUAGUAUAGGGAAUAAAGAAGUUCCCCAUGUGGAUUUUCCUGCUUGCUUAGAGAAGCGACCAGACAACAAACAAAGUGGCACACAUGCUAAUCUAAAGAAGCCGUCUGAAGGUGUUUUCCUGUUUCCCGAGGAUGUUGCAAUAAAAGGAGACAAGCCAUUAUUGUGGCCCCUUUGGCUUCAUGCUGCUGUUCCUGAAAGUGUCCCGCUAUACAUAAUAAUAUACUAUGAGAUGGAGGAUACAUCUAGUGUGAUGAAAUACCGUACUCUGCGGUUGCACUAUAAUUUGCAGGUGUUGCCAUCAUUGGAUGUUUCGUUUAAAAUCAGUCCUUGCCCUUCAAGAUUGCAAGAGUUCCUCGUGCGGAUGGAUGUUGUCAAUAAAUCUAGUGCACAGAGUUUCCAGGUCAGCCAGCUGUCUUCCGUUGGAGACAACUGGGGAAUUUCAAGGCUUCAAACGAUAGAUGGAAUCAUACCUUCACAAUCUUUGGCUGUUGGCCAGGCAUUCUCAUUUUUCUUUAUGCUCAAGAGUCGUAGGCAAUCAUUGGUGGAUGCAGCAGGUCAUGUCCCGGAUCUCUUUCCUGAUAUCGGAAGUGAUGUCAGAUUGUGCCCUGAGAGCUUGAAAGAGCCCCUUGUUAACAUAACCCACUCACCUCUGUCCGAUUUCCAUGAUUCCGAAAGAUCACAACACGGAAUCCGUAAUCAGGAAGAUGACAAUACGGUGGACUUCAUCUUGAUUUCUCGGCCACUAAAAUCUGAUAGGAAUUCAGAAGAAGCUUCUGAUCAACCUCAACUCUUCUCCCAUCAUGCGUGUUACUGCAGGCAAUACUCCUUGCUCCCAUCCUCAAAUGCUGAUAAUUUAUCUGAACAGAAAACCGCUAGCACAAGCCCAAUAUCUUGGACAAUGAAUGGACCUCGAACCAAAUACCACAACUUUUCAUCUUCGUUCUGUGAGAUAAGUCUGCGGAUGACCAUCCACAACUCGUCAGAUGUCAUUGCAUCUAUAAGCAUCAACACGGCUGAUUCUGCAGGCCAAUCAGAUGCACUACCUUCGCCACGCGGAUGGCAGCCUGUGGUUGCAGACACUAAGGUCGCUUCACCUAAAGUUUCUGUAGCUGUAGCCGGGAAUUCGGCAGAGUUGCCGUCAUCGGAACCUGUCGCCUCCCCGGUUUCCCCGUUCAUCUGGUCCGGCUCAAGUUGCAGUAACGUCCAGCUUGAACCCAGUUCCUCCACGGAUGUUCCAAUGCAAAUAUGUGUCUUCUCCCCCGGCACUUAUGAUCUGUCGAGCUAUGUUUUGAAUUGGAAUCUGAGAAAGGAUGGCGGUGGCAAUCAGUUGGAGGCAAAGGAAAAGAAGCCUGAAGAGAUGAGGAAACUGUGGGGGAGUUGCUCAGGAUAUCCGUAUUUCUUGACGGUUCUUCAAUCUGUCUAGUGCAGGAACUUGGAAUGUACUUGUCCACUUUUUUUCCUUCUCUAGGUUGGUUCUGGUUAAGUGGUUUAUGAUUUUUGUAGUUUUACAUGUAUAAUAUUUUUAUUUCCUCUUCCAAUUUCCGUGUAACGCAAAAGUAGGAAGGUUUUUACCUUUUUUUGGAAUCAGGACUGCAGUUUGUCAAAUGGAAAAACUGGAAAAGUCAAGAAGGGAAAUCUAGUUUGUCAAAUAGGAACCGAGGUCAUUCAUUUUGGCAGGGAGAAAAACAUUACGAUACUAAGAAAAAUAAAGUGAAAUUCAGGUAUUGUCUAAUUUUGUUGUAAUUUUUUAUUAUCAGGGUGUUUCUAGGUGAGCUCUCUUUAAUUGAACUAGAAAAUUAGCCCGCGCUCUGCGGCGGAAUAUGUAUGAUUCGUUGUAUGAUAGAUUGAUGGUUCUUAAUUAAGAAGGUUAGCGAUUGAGGCAUGAAACUAUUUUUAAUUGUUAAUUUGAAAUAAAAUCACUUCUGCACUUUUCUGCAGCAGCUGAUACCAUA
Messenger RNA from Linum tenue, 4724 nucleotides. The record is from the annotation of a GenBank genome assembly. NCBI's taxonomy places the organism in Eukaryota, Viridiplantae, Streptophyta, Magnoliopsida, Malpighiales, Linaceae.